This is a messenger RNA of Schistocerca serialis cubense, 1710 nucleotides long. RefSeq lists its product as uncharacterized. Bases 19 to 1710 code for a protein of 563 amino acids. Lineage: Eukaryota; Metazoa; Arthropoda; Insecta; Orthoptera; Acrididae. The record is from RefSeq and is a predicted model, not a curated record. Gene Ontology annotation, biological process: sensory perception of smell; detection of chemical stimulus involved in sensory perception of smell. Gene Ontology annotation, molecular function: olfactory receptor activity; odorant binding. Gene Ontology annotation, cellular component: plasma membrane. The transcript has 9 exons.
GACAGGCUGAUCCACGACAUGAGCGUGCUGGGCAUCCACCUGGACACCUUCUGGAAGUGGCUCUUCAUGCUGACGCAGCGGCGGCGCUUCAUCCAGCUGCUGCGACAGAUGGAGCGCAGCUUUUGCCUCGGGGUGCUCGCGUGUCCGACAGAUCGUCUCGCACUUCAGGACGGUUACUUGCAAGGGCAAGGAAUACAGCCAUGGGCGGUGCCGACGAAACUGUACGAGGUUCUCGAGAGGACGCGGUUCCGCUACUGGCUGGUGACCGUCGUGUGGUCAGUGAUGUGCGUGCUCGGCGCCUCGCACUGGUACUUCGUGCCGCUCCUCAAAGGAGAUGAUUCACUGCGAUACGACGCGUGGUACCCAUUCGACAGCCAACAGCCAACUAUUAAGAAGAUGGUGUACUGGAUGCAGUAUGCAUGCUCCAUGUACUCGGUGAUGAUCCUCUGCUUCUUCGACUGCCUGCUCAUGUGGCUGCAGCAGCUGCUGUGCAUACAGCUACGCUAUCUUGCCGGCAACUUGCGAGAACUCUCUCGCAGCGACGGGGCGCUCAACGUCGAUCGCCGUCAGACGUUGGCAGUUUGCAUCUCACACCACGAGCACAUUCUGAGAGUCAUGAGAGAACUGAACGCGUUCGUCGCACCUCUGCUCUUUUUACAGUGCUUCAAAAACAUGAUGAUCCUGUGCUUGGUGGCGUUCUUGGCAUCAAUGGCAGGCGCGAGUGACCUCCUGGAGCUAUCGGGCUUAAUGCUGUACUUCAUGGCCGCCUGCCAACAGUUAUUCUUCUACUGUUGGUGCUGCGAGGAGCUCACUUACUUGGGUCUAGAAGUGGGCGACGCAGCAUACGACAGCGGCUGGGAGGACUGGGACGUUUCGUCCCAGAAAAGCAUCGUCAUCAUCAUAUGGCGUUCACAGAAGGCUUUCACCUUCAAAGGUGGCUGGUUCUAUACACUCAACGUCGCAACUUUCGUUGAUGUCGCUCGCCAGACGCGCUCUACCUCCGCGCCCGGCGCCACUCUUGCGAUGACCGCACAGUGGCAGGCAGGGUCUGGGCCGGGGAUGCGUGUCCCUGGGACCCAUCUCCCGUCCGUAGACCUCCACGCACAUCUCAGCCCCAUCCUCAGGUGCCUGGCGGUGUUCGGCAUGUGGCCAACCUCCGCCUACACACUCGUCUCCGCAAAGGUAGUGGCGUUAACAACUGGCCUGGCGAUGCUGUCACUCGUUCUGAUGCAACUGGUGGCAGAGGUGAUGGCUUUAGCAGCCUCACCAGUCAGUGGUCCGACCGAGCUGUACCGCUUCAUCUACAACUUCAGCGUGGUGGACCUGCACCUGCAGGGGCUGGGAAAGUGGGCCUUCAUGGUGGCGCGCCGCCGCCGCUACACCAGGCUCGUCGACCGCCUCCAGCACUGCUUCCGUCUGAGUGGCCUCGCUGAUACCAACGACAGCGCUUCUGUGCUAGCUACAUCAGAGACAGCCCGAAAGGUAGCCGUGACGAGGCUCCAGCAACAGCUGAGCGAGUGCCGCCGCCUGAGCAUGUGGGCGACCGCCUUCUGGCUGUGGGUGUGCGUGUACGGCGUCACACACUGGUGCCUCGUCCCCCUCGUCAUCGGCGACAACUCGCUGCCUUUCGACGCUCUCUAUCUGUUCGACGCCAGCCAGCCGCCGCUAAGACAGAUAAGUAAACUAGUUUGGUUCCUGCAUUUCUGUUAA